Bipolaris oryzae ATCC 44560 is the source of this 1359-nucleotide messenger RNA. RefSeq lists its product as uncharacterized. The record is from RefSeq and is a predicted model, not a curated record. The transcript is spliced from 2 exons. Lineage: Eukaryota; Fungi; Ascomycota; Dothideomycetes; Pleosporales; Pleosporaceae. Bases 1 to 1359 code for a protein of 452 amino acids. Gene Ontology annotation, biological process: mitotic DNA replication checkpoint signaling; mitotic G2 DNA damage checkpoint signaling; DNA replication initiation.
AUGGGCAUCCUAAAGAACCUCGUCAUCGCUACAACAGGCACUCAUACCUACCCGCCCAAACAAAUACAAGGCUGGAUUGAACGCAAUGGCGGCCGCUACUCGCCCACCGUUCACGAGGGAGUCACCCACCUCCUCGCCAGCGAAGAAGCCUAUAAGUCCAAACAACGUACUGAAGCAGUGCGCCAAGCACUCUCCCUCUGUAUUCAAAUCCUCAGCUACGACUGGCUUGACGAUUCCCUGAACGCUCGCAGGAAACUCCCUGUCAAGAGUUAUGCGCGUGAGGUUCUGAGCGACAAGCGGCGCAUGGCUAAGAAGCUGAAGAGACUCGGGGCCGAGGCUGAUGGUAAGAAGUUUCGGGAGGGAUGUGAGGAGAUUAAGAAGUUGACGGGUUCAGAAGCUGAACUGAAGGAUCCUUCACAUCCCACCCCGAGUCCUACAUUGAGCAUCAAGUCGGCACAAGCCCCUUCUUCCACACCCGAUGAUUCAAGAACACAAGCUAAAUCUCACUGGAAAGCCGAAUACCACUACUACCAAGACACCACUGGUUUCGACUACAAAAUCACUCUCGUCCAGACCAACGUCUCCAACACCGUCACCGCAAAAUACCACAUCGGGCUACUGGAAAGCCACACAAAACCGCAUACGUACUGGGGUCUGGCACAGUAUCAACACCUCUCCACCACCACAACCACCAACUCAACCUCCUCCCCCGCAAACCCCGACCCGGCGAAUCCUCAAAAAGCCCACGUCGAAUCCGAAAAAUCCCGCCUCCUCUCCCUCAUCUGCCCCCCACCACACAUCCACCCCCUCUGCCCCCGCAACUCGCCCUUCACCACAGCCUGGCGCUCCUUCCGCCACGCCUUCCACGACCUCUGCCUCAUACCCUGGGAAUCCCGCUUCGACGCCCACGCUACCUCGCUGCAAAAACGCGAAGCCGCUAGGCUAAACGCUGAGCCGUAUCGCUAUGUGAGACCGAGAUUAGGUAUGCCGGUUGGUGUGUUUCCGCAGGCUGCGGGGUUAUUUGCGAAUGCGAAAAGUGGGAGUGUGGGGGCUGGUGGUGGUAGUGAGGAUGCGGAGUAUGUUAGGGGUCAGGUGGGUAUUCCGUUGUUUGAGGGGUUGGAUGAAAAAGGGUUGUUUGGGGCGGUGGUGGUUAGGGAGAGGGAGGGGGAGAGAGUGAGGGUUGAGGAGGAGAGGAGGAAGAACGGAGAAAUUGGGGUUGGAGUUGGAGGUGAGGUGCUGGAGGGGAAGAAGAAGAGAAGGAGGAGGGAAGGGGGAAGGUUGGGAGAUGGGGUUGAUGGGAGGGGCUUUGUUGCGCCGGAGUUUGCGCAUUUGUUGAGGGGGGUUGGGGGGAAGAAGUGA